Messenger RNA from Rangifer tarandus platyrhynchus (Svalbard reindeer), 342 nucleotides. The record is from the annotation of a GenBank genome assembly. Lineage: Eukaryota; Metazoa; Chordata; Mammalia; Artiodactyla; Cervidae.
AUGUGUCUUGGGGUGUUUCACCUUGGGUUUAUUCCUGUUUGGGACUCUCUGGUUUUGGACUUGGGUGGCUAUUUUUUUUCUCAUUUUAGGGAAGUUUUCAACUAUUAUCUCCUCAAGUAUUUUCAAAUACCCUUUCUUUUUGUCUUCUUCUUCUGGGACUCCUAUGAUUUGAAUGUUGGGAUGUUUAGCAUUGUCUCAGAGGUCUCUGAGGUUGUCCUCAUUUCAAUUCUUUUUCUCUUUUCCUCGCUGCUACAUUUAUUUCCACGAUUCUACCUUCCACCUCACUUAUCUUAUCUUCUGCCUCAGUUAUUCUACUGUUGGUUCCCUCCAGAGUGCUUUUGA